UAUGUUUCAAGAAUCAUUCUCUACGAGUGGACAACCACCUUCGGUCUGCCAUUUUUCCUUAAAUAACACAGUUAAAUUUGGGACAAAAGACCUCAUCAUACCAUAUUCUUUUGUGCUCACGAAUGGAUCUGAAUGAAAUUAUGACAAAUUCACAAGACAGGGAAAGUUCAAGAAUGGAAAUGGAUUCAUGUGUCCCUCCUGGUUUUCGAUUUCAACCUACAGAAGAGGAACUUGUGGGUUAUUACCUCAAGAGAAAGAUUAAUUUCCAGAAAAUUGAUCUUGAUGUCAUAAUUGAAAUUGAUCUCUACAGAAUGGAGCCCUGGGACAUCCAAGGCAGUUGCAAAUUGGGAUAUGAAGAGCAAACUGAAUGGUAUUUUUUCAGUCACAAGGACAGGAAAUACCCAACUGGAACAAGAACUAAUAGAGCCACUGCUGCUGGUUUUUGGAAGGCAACAGGAAGAGACAAAGCAGUAGUUUCAAAGGACAGAACUAUAGGAAUGAGGAAAACCUUAGUAUUUUACAAAGGACGAGCACCCAAUGGAAGAAGAACUGACUGGAUCAUGCAUGAAUAUAGGCUCCAGAAUUCUGAAAAUGGACCCCCUCAGCACUUUCUAUGGUUGAAAAUGCUAGUUGGAGAGACAACCCAUGUUGCCCUUCACUGUAUUUCUUCCCCUCACCCCUCACCAUUUGCUGCAGAUCAGCAGCUAAUUAUAUCCAACCAUACUAGUUUCGAGUAUCAGCGAAUCGAGCUUCCAAAACCCGAUAGCCCCUCGAUUUCUGCUACGAAAGAAAGUUUUGAGCAUAAUGCUAUAGUCUGCAGUGAAGAUACAGGAGAUGAUAAGAGAAAUUAUGAUAAUCAAUACAGUGAUUGGAAGAACUUUGAUAAGUUACUUGCACCACAAGUCAUUGAUGAUUCUCCGUCGUCUGCAUAUCAACGAGUUGAGCUUCCAAAACUCGACUGCCCCUCGAAGAAAGAAUGUUUCGGGCAUAAUGCUACAGGCUUCAGUGAAGACAUAGGAGAUAAGAAGAAAAAGUAUGAUAAUCAGUUUGAUAAGUUUCUUGCAUCACAAGUCAGUGAUGAACCCUCGUCAUAUGCAUAUACAAACUUGCAGCCAUUAGUCCCCCAAAACGAAGACCUUGAAUGGUUUCCUGAUUUGUAG
Messenger RNA from Olea europaea var. sylvestris, 1160 nucleotides. Its product is annotated as NAC domain-containing protein 30-like. The transcript is spliced from 4 exons. Lineage: Eukaryota; Viridiplantae; Streptophyta; Magnoliopsida; Lamiales; Oleaceae. Gene Ontology annotation, molecular function: DNA binding. The coding region runs from base 123 to 1160 and encodes 345 amino acids. Gene Ontology annotation, biological process: regulation of DNA-templated transcription. The record is from RefSeq and is a predicted model, not a curated record.